CACAUCUGGCAUCUCUCGUGGAAAUUCCUCAGCUGGAGCUCUUAUUUAACUCUGAGAUCGGGAAAUUGUGAAUGGAAAAAUGUUUCGAAGGCAAGUUGCAAGUCUCUCACGCCUGCAGCACCUGCAGAUGUCCACCAACGCGGCACCGGCGCCGACCUCAACAUCAGCAUCAUCCGGCGAAGCAAUCAGUGAAUUUCGCACUGCAGUAACCAAUCCCGGCGAGCAUUCGUCACUGCAUGUGGCCAAAUUCUAUACCAUCCCAGUGGAGCAAAAGAAGAAAAUCUUUGGUGGCGGCGGCCUUCCCAAGCAGUAUGAGCAACAGAUAAAAACCUUUCAGGAAGCCUGCCUCAUGGUCCGUUCACCGGCUUUGGAACUGUUGCACUACAUCCAGAAUGCCGACCUAAGCAAACCGGCUGUGCGCUAUGUUGUGUAUGGCGCAAAUGGAGUGGGCAAAACCCUUACCAUGGCUCAUGUGUUGCACUAUGGAUCACUGAACGAUUUCAUGCUUGUCCAUGUGCCUUGGGUUCCCAAUUGGAUGAAGAGGCCGAAGGAGGCAGCUAAUUCAUCCACCCAAGAGGGAUUCAUAGACUUGCCAUUUGAUGCCGCCGCCUGGUUAGUGCAUUUUAAGACACAGAAUUUGAAGCUGCUGCAGCAAUUGGAUCUGAAAACGAGCAAGGAAUAUGUCUGGAGUAAGCGAGAAAGUACACCGGCUGGCUCUACCCUAUUGGAACUGGUCGAGCAUGGUAUUGCCCGCAUAAAGUAUGCCUCAGAGACAACAGCAGCCUUAAUUUCCGAAAUCAAACAACUUUCGAAUGCCGGUAAAUGCAAGACCAUGGUGGUAAUUGAUGGCUUCAAUGCGUUCUUCCAUCCCGAAACUCGCAUCUUCUCGGAAAACAAACAGAGGGUGACACCUGAUCGUAUUACUCUGACCCAGCCUUUCCUCGACAUCACUUCCUAUGACUGGACAAAUGGCAUUUGCAUAUUGUCAGUUGACAAAAUAGCCAUGACCGAAGGUUAUAUGGCAUCCCAUAUGCCCAGAUAUUUGCUUGGCAAGGAGGGUUUUGAGCAUUUGGAUCCUUUUAUUCCUGUACAUGUGGAAAAUUACACGGAGAAGGAGUUUUAUAAUUAUAUAAGUUACUAUUUGGAUCGCCGUUGGAUUAACAAAACACCACCGGGCUUCGAGGAACAAUUAAAAUUUAUGAGCAAUAAGAAUCCCUAUGAGUUAAUGCAGCUGGUCAAGAGCUUGUAGAGCGGAAGGAUCAUAUAUGUAUAUGUAUAUUGUUAGUUCAAAUAAAUCGAAAAUUGAUUUUUGUUAAAAAAA
This is a messenger RNA of Drosophila willistoni, 1321 nucleotides long. It is a transcript of the gene mRpS29, whose product is annotated as 28S ribosomal protein S29, mitochondrial. Gene Ontology annotation, cellular component: mitochondrial ribosome; mitochondrial small ribosomal subunit. Gene Ontology annotation, molecular function: structural constituent of ribosome. NCBI's taxonomy places the organism in Eukaryota, Metazoa, Arthropoda, Insecta, Diptera, Drosophilidae. Gene Ontology annotation, biological process: apoptotic process. The record is from RefSeq and is a predicted model, not a curated record. The transcript has a single exon. The coding region runs from base 80 to 1249 and encodes 389 amino acids.